Messenger RNA from Puccinia triticina, 627 nucleotides. RefSeq lists its product as uncharacterized. The record is from RefSeq and is a predicted model, not a curated record. Lineage: Eukaryota; Fungi; Basidiomycota; Pucciniomycetes; Pucciniales; Pucciniaceae. The transcript has 2 exons. Bases 1 to 627 code for a protein of 208 amino acids.
AUGGAUGUUGAUAGCAGCACCAGCACUAACACUGCAGAUUUGGAGGAACCAAACCUGGAACAGUCCGAAGGUGAACAGCUUGAAGACACUGGAGGUGCGCAGUCCAAAGAUGAAGAGUUGGAUACAUCCAGAGGCGAACAGUCCCAAGAUUCCUACAGCCAGCAUUCCGGUGAAAGUGAACAGUCCGAAGAGUCCGACAAAGGUCAGCAGUCCGGUGAAAGUGAUCAGUCCCUCGAGAUGAGAUUUGUGACGCUUUUUUUCGCUUUCUUGCCGCAUGAUAGUAGACUGGCCAAUGGGGGGAAUCCCUUGGAGUCAGGGCUCUUAACGGAACUUUUACCCGUCAAGAGAAGGACGCCGGGAGAUCAACCAAUUGUUGACAACCAGCCAGGACUGUCUGCGAGACGCCGAGUCAAGCCUGGCCAAGUCAAAAAUGACCUUUUGCUUUUGCCACCUUCUCGCCGUAGAAGCCGGUUACUCAGGCGGUUCAUCCGGCGGUAUGACUAUCCCGAGAGGAAUCCCCGGCGAUUGUAUCUGUUAGCCGUUUACCACCAACUUGUCGCCGAGCUGGGGAUCAUUGUAGUUCCGGAGUAUCUUGGAAAAUACCGUAAAGCUAAUUGGACCAGUUAG